Molecule: messenger RNA, 7191 nt
Organism: Closterium sp. Naga37s-1
Lineage: Eukaryota; Viridiplantae; Streptophyta; Zygnematophyceae; Desmidiales; Closteriaceae
Source: the annotation of a GenBank genome assembly
AUGGACACGUACACGCAGGCGCUCAAGGUUCUCUCUCUCGAACGCGCCGCUUUCCCCGAUGCUAGCGCAUCCGCCACCGCUUCCCCUCACCCCACGGGCAGCGCCCGUCAGGGUUCACUUCCCGGGCAUUGGCGGCGAAGGAGGGGCGGAAGGACUUCCGCGCGCGGGGGACGGGGGGAGGCGUCUGGCGGAAAGCGCGCGCACAGGAGUCAGUCGGAGAAGAAGCCGCAAGCGAACCUGAUGCCUCCGCUUUCCCCCAUCUCUCCAACCUUCGCGCGUGCUGCGGACGUAACCCCCAUACGCGGACACCCGGUCAGCGCUUUGCGCACAGAAACCCCCCCAGGAAGCGCCGUCGCGGCGCUAUCGGCGCAAGUAUCCCCCGCAGCGGCGGCGGCCGAGGGGGCUCUAGACGGCAGGCGGCGGCGGCAGCGGCUCGCAGGACGGCAGAUUGCAUGGGCGGCGGCUCCCGCGGAGGGAGGAUUUUCUACUUCCGCUGGUUGCGAUGAGACAGGGAUGGGGGGAAGAGUGGGGGAGGCGCGGGGAGAGGCGCAAGAGGAAGCAGACGUGGUGGAGGUGGUCGGUGGAGGGGGGGAAUGGGGGACGGGGAGCGGAGAUGCGGAGGCGGGGGGAGAGAGUGGGAGUGUGAAUCUGAUUAAGGCCAAAAGGGAUGGGCAAAUGGGGGAACAGAGGGGCCGGGCAAGUGGUGGGAAGGGGCUAAGAGCGUGGGAGGUGGCGGGGGGAGAUGGUCAGCGGGCGGGGGAGAGGGCCGCAGGUCGAGCAGGGGGGACAGACGGCAGGAUAGGGGAAGGGGGGGACCGUGAAGGGAGUAAGGAAGGGGGGAGUGCGGAUGAAGGGAAGGAGGAGGAAGAGCAGGAGGAGGAGGAGGGAGAGAAGGGAGAGGAGGAGGAGGAAGAGGAGGAGGAGGAAGACGAGGAGGAGGAAGACGAGGAGGAGGAAGGGGAGGAGGAGGAAAGGGAGGAGGGGGAAAAGCAGGAGGGGGUGGGUGGUGUGGGGAGAGCAGGGAAGCAGCCGAGCGGACAGGCGGAAGCAGCAGAGGCACAGGCAGAGGCACAGGCGGAGGCACAGAUGCUUCCGCUACGUAGGGAGCAGAGGGAGGAAGCUGGGGGAGCAGUGGCGGCUCUUGAGGCGAAGCAAGAGGCUGCAGGGGAAGUUGCGUCGCACCAGCCAUGGGAGGUACCCUCCAGGGCGCAGGGUGCUUCAGAGGCGGGCGGCGCUGGCAUGGUCGGUGCUGCUGUAGGUGGUGCUGCUAUGGGCGGUUCUGAUGGUUGCAGCCCAUGCCCACACCCACCACGAACACAGCACGCACCACACCUGCUGCCGACUUCACAACAGCCACAAGCACAACAGCAUCAACAGCAAUCACAAAUACAGCAGCAGCAGCAGCUGGCUUUAACCAACUCCACUGGUGUUGCUGCCGGUGUUGCUGCUGCUGCUGUGGCCACUCCAAGGCCGAGGCCAAGCGAGGGCUUUUGGGCCCACGUGGAGGGCUUCUUCCGCCCCGUCACCACCACUGACGUGGCGCUGCUCGCCCCUGCUGCUUACGUGGCACACUUCAGCCGCAUCACAGAACGAGAUCCCGCCUUUGCCCUGCCCCCUGCGGGCCACCGCCCCCGCUUAGACCUCCGCUUGGUGCUGGCCUCAAAGGGGCGCGCACAGGAAGGGGGGGCACAUGCGAUGAUGGCAGUGGUGCCACGGCAGGGGGGGAAACAGGGGCUUGUGAAGGGGGAGGGGACGUGGAGGGGGGAUGGAGUAGGAGAUGGGGGUUUGGGGGGACAAGGGGGUGAGAGAAGGGCGGGCGAGGGUGGGCAGGGGCUGCGGAAGAGGAGGGGGGGGCAGGUGGGGGAGGGAGGCGAUGGUGCUGCUGCGGGGGGCAGGGCUGGGGUGAGUGACGGUGCAGUGAGUAGUGCUGCAGUGAGUAGUGGUGUUGGGGUGCCUGGUGGCGAUGUGACCGUGGUGGUGCCUGGGAGUAAGAGGAGACGCACUCGACUGGCUGGCGGUGGGGGUGGUGGGGGUGCUGGUGGUGCUGGCAGUGGUGGUGCUUGUGGUGCUGCGGCUGGUGGUGGUGGCAGUGGCGGUGCUGCUGUUACUGCUGCUGCUGCUGGUGCUGCUGCAGCUGCCGCGGGAAGGGGGAUGCAGGGGGGAGGGAAGGGAGAAGAGGGGGGAGCGGAGGAGGAGGAAGGGGGAGGGGAGGGGGAGGCGUGUGACGUGUGUUGCCAGACGGAGAGCGACGAUGCGAACCCCAUUGUGUUCUGCGAUGGCUGUGACGUGGCUGUUCACCGCCAGUGCUACGGCAUCCCCCCUGCUGCCCUGCUGCCCGUGCAGCGAGAGGAAGGCACGAGCGGAGAGCAGGGAGGAGGGCAGCAGGGUAGGGAGCAGGGCGGGGAUGGUGAGGAGGAAGAGGCAAGUCUGCCGUGGCUGUGUGCGCGGUGCAGCAGCAGCCGGCCCGCUCAGGUGCGCUGUGCGCUCUGCCCCGUGCUCUCCGGUGCCUUCAAACCCGCCCUCCCCGGCGCCCCUCCCUCUGCUUCCUUGGAGCCCACUGCACCAGUAGCAGAGCAGCAGCAACAGCAGAAACAAGGGGAGCAGCAACAGGCUCAGCAAGAGCAGCAGCAGCAGCAGCAGCAGCUGCAGGACGAGCAGCAGGAUGAGCUAUUCGCGCAUCUGUUCUGCAGCCAGUGGGUGCCGGAGACGUACGUGGGCGACCCAGAGAGCAUGCAGCCCGUGUGCAACGUGGGGGGCGUCACCCAGGAGCGCCGCCGCAUGCUGUGCUGCCUCUGCCGCUCUAAGGAGGGUACCUGCAUCCAAUGCAGCCAUGGUGAGUGGUGGGUAAGCCACGGCAUGUGCGCAGUGCCCUUCCACCCCAUGUGCGCGCGCCAGGGGGGGCUCCUCAUGAACCUCUCCGCCUCCCCCUGCUCCCCCCGCGUGCUCCUCAAGGCCUUCUGCCCCCGCCACUCCGCCCUGCGCCUCCCCCCCCUGCUGCAGCAGCUGCAGGCAGGGGCAGGCGGAGGGGGAGGGAAAGGGGGAGAGGGUGGGGAGGCGGGGAAGGAAGGGGGAAGGGUGAGGGCAGGUGCUGGGGCGGGUGAGAGGGGGCAAGGUGGUGGGGGGGAGGGCGAAAGGGUGGAUGGGGGGGUUGUAGGGGGAGCGGUGGGAUUGGGGUGGGUGGGAAUGGGGGAGGGAAGCAGGGGGGUUGAGAGGCAUGGGGAGGAAACGGAUGAGGGAGAGGAGGAGGGUGGGGAAGAAGGGGAGGGAGGGGAGGUCGGAGAGGAGGGAGGAGAAGUGGGGGUAAAGAAGGAGGGGGGGCUGCAAGGAAGCUCGGCCAAUGGGUAUGGGCCUUGCCGGUUGGAGAGUACUGGCAAUGACGUGCGUGUGGUGGGCGAGGGGCAAGGAACCGGGCAGAUGGAUGGGGUUGAGGAGGGGGAGAGGGGCGGAGGAAAUGGAAUGCUGGUGGAGAGAGAGGAGGGAGAAAGAGAAGAGGGAAGGAGGAGGGAGGAAGGGAGGGAGGGUGCAGAUGCAGAAAGGGGGACGAACAGAGGGAAUGUUGGGUCUUGUGCUGGUGGUGGUUGUGAUGAUGGUGGUGGUGCUUGUGGUGCUGGUGAUGCUUGUGGUGCUGGUGAUGCUGAUGCUGCACGUGGUGAUGUCAUAAUGAAGGAUGCAAGUGCGUCAUCAGCAGCAGCACAGGCAGCAGCAGGGGAGGUAGCAGGGGGGGCACCAGCAGGAGUUGAUACAGUGGCAGCAGCAGUAGGCGCAGAGGAGUCAGAUGAUGAUGAUGUGGUGGUGCUGGAAGAGAGAUCAGGAAGUGAGGAGGUGGACGCAACAAGAGCAGUUGAAGCAAGGGGGGAGGUGAGAGCAGCAGGAGCAGAGUCAAUGAAUGGGCCGCCAGAGAUUGCAGGAAGGAGCGUGCGUAGUGAAGCAAGAGUGGCUGCUGGUUCUGCUGUGACGCCAGUCGCAUGUGCCGAUGUGGUGCCAGCAAAGCAAGCUGAGGCAGACGUGGAAUGGCCUAGAUGGGAGGGCGCUGCUGCGCUGGCACUGAGUCAGCAGGUGCGGUGCCAUGCGUAUGUGCAGAGAUAUGCCGAAAUGCUGCAGGGGUUAGGUGGGGAGCGAAUGGGGGCGUCAGGAAACGAGGGAAUGGAGAGGGGGGAGGGAGAAAGCUGUCUGGGGCGUGUGAAGGAUGAAGGAGAAGGGGAGGAAGAGGAGGGGGGAAGAGACAACAGAGAGGAAGAGAAGCAAGGAGGGGAGCAGAAAGUGGGCAGUAGGGAACGGGGAGCACCUCUGAUUGUAUCAAGUAACGCACUGGUGCCGGUGGUACCUGAGGGAGGUACACCUGAGGACGAGGUCACAUCAGAGCUCAUCAUAGCACAGACCCAGCUGCUGUCCGUCCUGCACACCCUCUCCCACCGCUCUCAACACCUGCUGCACCGCAUGCUACCGCGCCUGCAGACGGAGAGGCAAGCAGCAGAGGCGCACCAGCAGGGGAAGGCGGCAGUUGAGGAGUAUUUGGGCGUGCUGAGGGAGCAGCGCAAGCAGGGGCGGCGGGACCGGCGGGAGAGAGAGGCCCAGGCUGUGCUGGCAGCGGCUGAGGCUGCUGCUGCUGCGUCUCCGCGUGUGGGGCAUCUGAAGCGCGACCCUGGAGGCCCUGCUGGGGUGGGUGCUGCUGCUCCUGCUAGUCCUCCGGGCGUUUCUUCUCUUGCUGCUGCUGGUCCUGCUGCAGGUGCUGCUGCUGCUGCUGCUGCUGCGGGUAUGGGUAGUGGUGCGGGUGGUGUGGGUGGUGUGUCUCCUUCUUGGGGGCUUGGUGGGAGGGCGUGGGGAAGGGGAUGGGGAGGAGGGAGAGGGAGAGCGGGUGCGGGAAUGACGAGGCUGGGGGGAGCGUUUGGCAGCCCCUCUGCUGCUGUUCCUGCUGCUGCUGACGGUGGUACUGCCACUGCUGCAGCGGUUGGUGGUGUUGGUGCUGCCAGUGGUGGUGGUGGUGGUGAUACAGGUGCGGCUGCUGAUGCAGGGCGGGUGCAAGCAUCCCCCUUGGCGUCCCGCCCCUCCCUCUUCCCCUCUGCAUCAGCCCGCCCUGGGCUUGCCGGUGCUGCCAGAGGGGCCAGGGGGAGAGGUUCGUGGGGCCGGGGCAGGGGCCGGGGGCGUGGGGCAUGGACAGGGGGAGGGCGAGGGCGAGUGGGGGGGAGAGUUGGGGGAAGAGGAGGAGGGAGAGUGGGAGGGAGAGUGGGUUGGGGCAGGAGAUUGGAUGUGUCUUCGGGGUUGUUGAAUGGUGUGGGUGUUGAGGGGGAUGGACAGAUGGAGAGUGGUGCAGCGAGGUAUGGGGAGGUGGGGGAGGCAGUGGAGGAGGAGGAGGAAGGGGAGCGCAAUGGGGAAGGUGAGGGAGAGGAGGGGGGUUUGUGGAGGGAGUGUGGGGCGUGCUGGCAGAGGGAGUGUGGGCCGCACAGGAGCAUGAUUGAGUGCGGAAAGUGCCACGAGAACCGGGAGGGGGGCGAGGAGAGGAAGAGGGGCGAAAGGGGGAAGGGGGCAGAGGGAGGGGAGGUGGGUGAGGGAAAGGAAAGGGAGAAGCAUAGCACAGAGGCUGGGAGACGACAAGGGGGAGAGGCAGGAGCAGUGCUCGGGGAGGUGGGGAGUGGAGAAGGAGGGGAGGGAGUGGAAAAGAGGGGCAUUGAUGGGGUGACGGGAGGAGAGGGAGUGAGAGUGGAGGGGGGCAGUAGAGGGGUAGAUGUUGUGCUUUCAAGGGCAGGCACCUCGCAGGGAGUGGAUAGUGGGGGAGAGGAGGAGAUGGAGGGGACAGCGAGAAGGGAUGGGGUGAUAGAGAUAAGAGGUGGAGGAGGAAGUGGUGCAGAUGGGGGGAAGGUUGGGGUCAUGAGCGGGAGCGGGGAGGGGGAGGGGAAAGGAAGGGUGGAGAAUUCGGGGUGGCUGGCAGUGAAGCGAACAGAGCAGGGCGAGUGGGUGCAUCUGCUGUGCGCUCAGGUAUGCCUCUCACUCACCCACUCACUCACUCACUCACCCACUUGCUCGUUCACUCAUUCACUCACUCACUUGACCACUCACUCACCCCCUCACUCGUGCACUCACUCGCUCAGUUUCUCACUUACCCACUCACUCACUGACCCGCUCACCCACUUGAAGGCGUCUUUUCUCAAGCUGAAUAUCGGUUUCCCCACCACCAUUCCUCUCGACCCCUCCUCUUCCCUCCAGGUGCUGUUUCCUGACUGUGCUGUGCUGGGUGCGCCCGAGGAUGAACCCCUUUGCCCCACUCUCCUUCCCUCUCUUCCUCCCCUCCCUCUCCCACCCCCCCUCUCCCACCCUCGUUGUGCUAAUCCCGCUCACUCCACUCCUCCUCUCUCCCCCUCACAUCAUCCCACCACGGACCAUCAGGGCGCCGUCCCUCCCACCAUACAGCAGCGCCGCUGCUGCUUCUGCCACUCCUCAUCUGCACACCCAUGCACGCAGUGCACCACGCCAGGCUGCCCCCGUGUAAUGCAUCCCAUGUGUGCGCGCCACUGCUCUCGCCUCUCCACUCCCCCGCCACCUCAACAGCCACCUCAACAGUCCCCUCCUGUCUGCACUCCUAUCCCACCUCCCUAUACCGCCACUGCCACUGCCACAACCCGCGCCACUGCCCCCACCACUGCCGCUGUCUCUCCUGCUCCUCCCCCAACAGCCUGUCCCACCGCCGCUGGUAUCGCCGCUGCUAAUUCUCCUGCCAUUGCAGCACCUGCUGCUAUUUCCUCUCCUCCUCCUCCUCCUCUCUCCUCCACUCCUUCCAUUCCUGCUCCAGUGCCCUCCCAUCCUCCCCCCUCUCUCGCAGCAGCACUCCCUCCUCCUCCACCACCCACUGCCACCACUGCAGUCCCUGUCAAACCCACUCGGGCAGCUGUGAAAAUUCACUUGUACUGCCCAGAGCAUGCAGCAGCUUCCGGCAUCCGAAAUCUCGACCCCCAUUCCCAGCAAUCCCGCCUCCCUAGUAGCACCUCCCUGCUCCCCUCCAACGCACCUCUGUUUCCCUCAAAGCGCCGAGCUUCAGUUUCCUUCGUGGAUCAUGAGGAUCAGAAGAGACGCUGUGUGGGAGUGGCUGAGGGGGAGGGUGGGGAUGAUGAUAGAGUGGGUAGGGUGAUGGUGGGUGGAGCAGGGAGACAGGCCUGCAGUUGUCAUACCUCGCUACACAUGCGGCAGCGCGUGCCCUAA